Messenger RNA from Quercus lobata, 870 nucleotides. RefSeq lists its product as uncharacterized. The coding region runs from base 1 to 870 and encodes 289 amino acids. The record is from RefSeq and is a predicted model, not a curated record. Gene Ontology annotation, molecular function: nucleic acid binding; zinc ion binding. NCBI's taxonomy places the organism in Eukaryota, Viridiplantae, Streptophyta, Magnoliopsida, Fagales, Fagaceae. The transcript is spliced from 2 exons.
AUGGCAGCAGAGAAUUGGCUGCUAAAGAUGGAAAAAUUACUGAGAGCCCUUAAAUGUACUGAUGCUCAGAAGGUGUUGUAUGCCACUUAUGCUCUUCAGGGUUCUGCUGAUAGAUGGUGGUCAAGCACUGAGCCAUUGUUGAGUAUGGAGUUGGGAAGGGGCACUCCCAUUACUUGGGAGAAGUUUAAGGAAGUUUUCAAUAGGACAUACUUCCCCGAUGUAGUGAGGGACCGUAAGGCAAGAGAAUUUUCUGAUUUGGUUCAGGGGGCUAUGACAGUGGAGGAGUAUGUUGCUAAGUUUAUUAAGCUCUCUCGCUUUGCUCCUUACUUGAUUCCGGAUGAGUCUAAGAAAGUGAAAAAGUUUCAUGAGGGCCUUGAUGGUAGGAUUUGCCCUCUCAUUAUAGCCUCUGGAGUGGAUACUUUUACGGAGGCUAUGAAACGGGCAAUGAGUCUUGAAGAAGACUUUAAGUACAACCCCAGUUCCAAGAAGAGUGAAAAGAAGCAAGGGCCCUUUCAUUCUCAACACAGUAAGGGUCAAGGGCAUAAGAAAGGAUUCUUUAAAUACUCGGGUAAUAGAGGACAAUCUUCUAGGCAUAGCAAGAAUGCCUACCCUCAGUCUGGUGAUAAGAAAUCUUGCUCUCGUUGUGGUAAACUUCAUGAUGGACAAAAUUGUGAUGGGGUCAAGAUUUGCUUUACUUGUAAGCAACCCGGACACUUUGCUAGAGAUUGCCCAAGUUCUAAGGGCUCGGGUUCCACUUCCUCAUCUCAAGUUGCAAAGGGUAAUGACAUUGGGAAGAAGGUGCAAGGUAGAGUGUAUGCCUUGACUACUCAGGAUGCUCAAGCCACGGAUACAGUGGUGGCAGAGCCCUGA